Molecule: messenger RNA, 348 nt
Organism: Schistosoma intercalatum
Lineage: Eukaryota; Metazoa; Platyhelminthes; Trematoda; Strigeidida; Schistosomatidae
Source: the annotation of a GenBank genome assembly
AUGGCUAGAAAAGGUGAACGUGUUUCUGUGAGUGAAGACGAUGACGAAGAUAUUUAUGACCCUAAAAGCAGGGGAUUCUGUCGUGCAUGUGUCGACUUGUCAAAGUUUGGUCUUACAAAAGCAAAGGAGAUGGUAUCCAAACCGAGUGUAGAGUGUCCGCCGGAUAAAAUUGAACUUGGAAAAGCAACAUGGACUUUGUUGCAUACAAUGGCAGCAUAUUACCCUAUACACCCGACAUUGAAACAACAAGAAGAUAUGAAGAAGUUUUUACAAAUUUUUCCUCAGUUCUUCCCAUGUCGACCAUGUGCUUAUGAUUUUGAGUCUAGUAAGUAUAAUAUACUUUUUUAA